Molecule: messenger RNA, 1136 nt
Organism: Synchiropus splendidus (mandarinfish)
Lineage: Eukaryota; Metazoa; Chordata; Actinopteri; Syngnathiformes; Callionymidae
Exons: 7
Coding region: 157-990 (277 amino acids)
Source: RefSeq, a predicted model, not a curated record
AUCGGCUCUGUAGUGUUGACAUUUGAUUGUAGCAUGUUUAACUAAACUUUUCUCGAAUUUAAAUAUCAAACUUUGCAUCAAGACAUGCGUGCUGUGUUUGGACGGAAAUGCUGACGUGGUCGCCGGUGGCUGUUGUACUUUAAGAUUAAUGUGAUCAUGGCGUUUUGGCAGCCUAUUCACAAUCUGAAAGAGUAUGUAGCCCAGAACCCGCCACCAGUGACGUUUUUCCUUUGUCUGUUGACUAUGAGCGUCUCGUUCGUCAGUCUGGGCUCUUACAGCGAGACACACACCCUUCCAAACCCUGAUGUGAUCAAGGAUUGGAACCAUGUCCUCUCUACCUUAUCAACAUUCUAUUUGUGUGUAAAUUCAAACGUCAGCUCAGGCGAGCUUAAACCUACAACCGCCUCUCAUCCAAGUAAAAAAGAAGCGCAAGAAGUGAUGUCUUUUAAUUCCACAAAACCUUCACUGGUGUCUAGUUUGCAUUUAAAAGUCCCUCUGUCUGUGAGGACAGAUUCUGUCAGUGGCUUCAAACCAGAUGAGUUUCUGCACACCACUUUAAAAGCCAGUCAGUUAAAGCUUGGAGGUAAUGAAACUGUCUUUGUGACUCUUUACCGCCUGUCUGAAAAUGACACUUCCUGCUGCCUCACUAUAAGUGCCCCGACACACAUUCUGCCAAUGAGCCUAGCUCCACCUGAGUGCCCUGUGUCGUAUAGCAACUAUUCUCUCAUUCGUGUUGAAGCGAGACAAUCUUUUCCAGCGGCAACAACACGUACCUGCUACAGUCUUACGUCAAGAAAUGAUCCUUCUUUAACUGUCAUGUUGACACAGGCAGAGCAGCAUGUUGCAGUACGGCACCUUUUGGAAGUCAGUGUGUGUCUGCUGGGCCUAUGUUUGAUACUCUGCUUCGCUGCAAGCCUGGCAAAGUCUCUGAUGGGAGGCGGCCAGUGGAAGACAGUGGAUCCCCAUAAUGAACCUCUGAUUGAAAGCUGAUGUUUUUAUUCCCAAGAAAAUCCAUCAAAAGACUGUGACACAAGUUGGUUGAACUUUUACCAAAACCAAUGGUACAACAAGACCAUUUUGUCGUAUAUAAGAAGACAAUCAAACAAAAAACUUCUCAGGAAACAGAAAACUCUUGU